Messenger RNA from Culicoides brevitarsis, 1161 nucleotides. Its product is annotated as beta-1,4-galactosyltransferase 7-like. Gene Ontology annotation, molecular function: xylosylprotein 4-beta-galactosyltransferase activity. Gene Ontology annotation, biological process: carbohydrate metabolic process; proteoglycan biosynthetic process. The transcript is spliced from 2 exons. Gene Ontology annotation, cellular component: Golgi apparatus. The record is from RefSeq and is a predicted model, not a curated record. Lineage: Eukaryota; Metazoa; Arthropoda; Insecta; Diptera; Ceratopogonidae. The coding region runs from base 66 to 1052 and encodes 328 amino acids.
CACAACAUGAAAAAUCGUGAAGAAAAUCAAAAAUGAAGCUGAAAAAAGUUAAUUAUUGAAUUUGGAUGCGACAAAGGACAACUAUCAUGUUUUUACGAUCUCCUUUGGUUAAGUUUAUUAGUUUUUGUGUGAUUAUUUCGUUUGUUAUUUCUUUGUUGAUUGCUGCUCUUCCCACAAAUCUCGAAUCUUGCAAUUGCGAGAAUUAUUUGGAUACGCACAAUUCCAUUCAUGAGGAUGUCAAGCGAAACAAAUUUUACAAUGCACACUUGGGGAGCAUCGAUAAACCAAAAUUAGCCAUUCUCGUGCCAUUUCGCGAUCGUUUCGAUGAAUUACUGCAAUUCGCGCCACAUUUGACGGAUUUUUUGAAACGCCAACAGAUACCUCAUCACAUCUUCGUGCUGAAUCAAGCGGAUCGUUAUCGAUUUAAUCGUGCAUCGUUAAUUAACACCGGAUUUUUGUACACUCAACAUGAUUUUGAUUAUAUUGCGAUGCAUGACGUCGACUUGUUGCCUCUCAAUGACAAACUUAAUUACUCUUAUCCGAAGGAAGGAAGUGUUUUUCACGUAGCUGCUCCCGAUUUGCAUCCGAAAUAUGGAUAUCCGAACUUUGUUGGAGGAAUUUUGCUCGUUAACCGAGAGGAUUUUCGUAAAGUUAAUGGCAUGUCAAAUCGUUAUUGGGGAUGGGGAUUGGAAGACGAUGAAUUUUUUGUGCGUUUGAAGGAAAGUUCCAUUGCAGUAAAGAGACCUGAAAAUGUUGGCACGGGAAAAACGGAUACCUUUAAACACAUUCACGAUAAAAUGCAUCGAAAACGCGAUACAACAAAGUGUUAUAAUCAACGUGAAGUUACUCGUAAACGCGAUCGAGAAACGGGCCUCGAUACACUCAAAUACGAGAUAAGCAGUAGAAAUAUGGUUUCAAUAGACGACGUUACAGUUACAGUGUUGAACAUUAAAUUGUAUUGUGAUACAGAGAAAACGCCAUGGUGCGAUUGUGAAGGCGCUCCGCCUGAAGCGAAAACAAAAAGAAAAGCACGAGCAAGUCAAAAAAGCUAAAUGGAAUAGACAAUCUUGAAUUUUUUUUUUGUGUAAUUUUAAUUUUUUUUUUAAAAAACAAAUAUAUUAUGAUAGAAAAUGUGAACAAAAAAUCAAUCCGAAGAACUUG